CCAGAAGUGAAGGGGUAGCCAAAAAGCAGAUAAGAUGGUGAAGUAAUGGUUAGGGUUGCAGAAGAGAAUGGCAACUUCAUCACCAAUUUCAGCUUUGUCUGUCCUCCCAAGGAGUGCUCCAAUAGUAUCCCUUCUCAAUCAGCAACUGUCUCUGUUCAACCAUCGGAGUCCAUGUAGCACAAUCUCUCAGCCGAAGAAAAAGGUCUCUUUCAGGGUUCAAGCGGCAAAGCUUCCUCCUGGGGUAGAAUUGCCAAAAGUAGAGCCAAAAUUCCAAGCUCCCUUUCUGGGGUUCACAAGGACAGCAGAAAUAUGGAACUCCAGAGCUUGUAUGAUUGGCCUUAUUGGAAUUUUCAUUGUAGAACUGAUAUUAAACAAGGGAAUACUUCAGGUGAUUGGGGUGGAUAUUGGGAAAGGUCUUGAUCUUCCUCUCUGAGUACACAGCCUUCAGUACGUUUACAGUUGAGGCUACUUGGGGGUUUGUUUCUUCGAUAGCUUCGUGAUUUACCUUGUAACUCUGAAUUGUAAGUCUAAAGGCAGAGCGUGCACCCUGUUGUUUAUGAUACAAACUGCAGUUAUCUGCAUAUUAAUUUGGAAAUUACGGCUUAGCUUCUAAUCUGAUUGUUGUUUCGACCUUCAA
Messenger RNA from Vitis riparia (riverbank grape), 637 nucleotides. Its product is annotated as light-harvesting complex-like protein OHP1, chloroplastic. The record is from RefSeq and is a predicted model, not a curated record. Lineage: Eukaryota; Viridiplantae; Streptophyta; Magnoliopsida; Vitales; Vitaceae. The coding region runs from base 68 to 433 and encodes 121 amino acids. The transcript is spliced from 3 exons.